AUAUCUUUCCAAACCUAUUGAUUCUUCACUUGUUAUUGAAAUCCACUAUUCAAGCCUCUACUCAGAUUUCAAGAAAUUUAGUUUCAAUGGAAACAGCCCAUAUUGCCAUUCUACCUUCUCCAGGGAUGGGUCACCUUAUCCCACUAGCAGAGCUUGCAAAGCAACUCAUCCACCAUCACCAUCACCAUCACCACCUCUCUAUUACAUUAAUCAUCGCUGGUACCCUUGCUAAAUCCGCAGAAGUCCUAAAUAACCUCCCCAAAAGCAUCAAUUCAGUGCUUCUCCCUCCGCCAAACGUCGAUGACCUUUACGAUGCGAUGCCUCUGACACGCAUCUCUCACACGAUUACCCGGUCCCUCCCUUCUCUCCGCGAAGUAUUCAAGGUCUUAAGCACCACCACUCGUCUUACUGCCUUGGUUGUUGAUCAGUUCGGCACCGAUGCAUUUGAUGUCGCCAAGGAAUUCAAGGUUUCACCUUACAUCUUCUGCCCAACGGCUGCUAUGGUGUUUUCAUGGACCCUUUAUAUGCCCAAGCUUGAUGAGAUGCACUCUGGUGAGUAUAGAGAACUGAUAAACCCAAUAAAACUGCCUGGUUGCAUUGCACUUCAGGGGAAAGAUUUAUUUCUGUCGAUUCAAGAUAGGAAGAACGAGGCCUAUUCAUUGUUUCUACAGCAUUGCAAACGCUUUAAAUUGGCUGAAGGUAUCAUGUUAAAUAGCUUUAUAGACUUGGAACCAAGUACCAUAAAUGCAAUCAAGGAAGGUAAAGAUGAUAUCAAUAUGCCGCCGGUCUACCCAGUUGGUCCACUUGUGCAAAGUGGUUCAAAAGAUGGGGUUGAUGUGUCUGAUUGCUUGAAGUGGUUGGAUGAUCAACCACAUGGGUCUGUUCUGUUUGUAUCAUUUGGAAGUGGUGGGGCUCUUUCACCAGAGCAAUUUACUGAAUUGGCUUUUGGAUUGGAGCGAAGUGAGCAAAGAUUUUUGUGGGUUGUUAGAAGCCCAACUCGGAAGGCAUCAAAUGCUAACUUCUUUGAUGCUCAAAGCGUUGAAGACCCUUUUGCCUUUUUGCCUGAGGGGUUCUUGGAAAGAACAAAAGGGAUGGGCCUUGUAUUGUCUUCAUGGGCUCCUCAAAUACAAGUGCUAAGCCAUGCCUCAACAGGUGGGUUCUUGACCCAUUGUGGAUGGAACUCAACCUUGGAGAGCAUUGUGCAUGGUGUGCCCUUGAUUGCUUGGCCUCUCUAUGCUGAGCAAAGGAUGAAUGCAUUGAUGCUAGUGCAGGACAUGAAGGUGGCGUUUUUGCCUAAAGAAGGGGAAGAUGGAAUAGUGAGGCGAGAGGAGAUUGCAGCAGUGGUGAAGUGUCUAAUGGAAGGAGAAGAAGGGAUGAGAAAGAGGAAGAGGAUGAGGGAACUUAAGGAUGCUGCAGCCAAGGCAUUGAGUGAAGAUGGUUCUUCAACACAGUCACUCUUGGAGUUGACACAUAAAUGGAAGACUCAAGCAGCCGUAUGAAAAAAGCUUGUCUUCACAGCUUAGCAUUAGAUGAGCUUGGGGAUAUAG
Molecule: messenger RNA, 1547 nt
Organism: Telopea speciosissima
Lineage: Eukaryota; Viridiplantae; Streptophyta; Magnoliopsida; Proteales; Proteaceae
Product: hydroquinone glucosyltransferase-like
Exons: 1
Coding region: 87-1499 (470 amino acids)
Molecular function (GO): UDP-glycosyltransferase activity
Source: RefSeq, a predicted model, not a curated record